AUGGCCAUGCACGCUCCACCGACUCCGUAUGACCCAGUCACCAAGCACUGGGACUCAUACAUGCUACGAUUUGACUGCUUCCUUGAGGCAAAUGACCGCAAGAAGAACAUGUUCCUCAGAUACUGUGGUUGGGAAGUUUUCGACACAGCGAAAGACCUUUCUGAGCUGACACCGCUACAAUCAGUCGCCUGGUCUGUGCUUCAGCAGAUGCUAAGGACCCACUAUGCCUCCAAGCCAUCCAAGCACAUUUGCCGGCAUGAGUUUAACAUCAGGAACCAGAAAAAGUACGAGUCGAUUAAUGCGUACGUUGCGGCACUUCCACGGCCAGGCUUCCUCCAUGAUAUAAAUCAUUUUGGUUGCAAUCCUUGCCUGAGAUUAAUAUCAGAAGAUCUUAUUUCUGAACAAAAGGGAUCAAGUUCUUUGAUGCCACUCCUAUGUUGUCUUUCCCUUCCCCCCCCCACAGUUACCGCCAAUAUCGACCGCACAUCGAGCAUCGAUUAUUCUCUGGUUGGGCCACCAGUUGCAACAAGUGAUUGUGUAGACCUGGACCUCAAGGGUGAAUUCUUCUCCAACGUCCAUCGUUCUCCUGCUCCUUUCCCACCGCCUCCCCUCUCUUUUCCGGUGGAUCAGGAGCGCAUGGUCCAGUUUGGGAUCUCCACUUACUUCUUCAACACGGCUGGUGACGUCUACUACAAGGCAGGAGCCCUGACCUUCUGGAUGGUGGAUGAGAUGGUCCCUCAGGAGAUCAAAAUCCGGCUGAACACCUCCUCCUUCCAGCCCUUCAUCCCGCAGUUGAAGACGCUCUACCCCAACUUGGCAAUGAAGCUGAAGCUCUCCCCUUCUUCGGCCCCGUCUCUGAGCAUCGCCCCCGAAAGCCUCUCACUGGCCGCUUCGGUUGACAUCCAGGCCUUCGCAAUUCUCCCGAAUUCUUCCCUGGCGCCCCUCUUUCUGAUCGGAGUGUCCAGCCCAGUUUCUGCCCAAGUCUCUGUCAAUUCUACCAGGAUCUCUGGGAGCCUGAAGCUUGGCAGGUUGAAGUUCUCCUUGAAGCACUCAGACGUGGGGGUCUUCUCGGUACAAAUGCUGGAAUACCUCAUAAACUUCCUUACGACCAGCAUCCUAAUUCCACAGAUGAAUGGUAAGGACAUUACUGGAAGUUACAUCCAGCAGGCAGAACAUAUGGUGGACAAGCCUUGCGAGUCUUGUUUCUCGCAACGGCUGAUCGAAAGGGAUUGUGCAGCCGUGCGGCUGCUGUUGCCAAAUGCUGAAACUCGUCAAGGAGAGACGCAACCUGGAAUGAAGGAGAAAUUUCCUGGAAGGGAGGACAAUUACUUGGAGGGACGGUGCUCCAUCACUGGAGGUUUUUAA
This is a messenger RNA of Thamnophis sirtalis, 1365 nucleotides long. NCBI's taxonomy places the organism in Eukaryota, Metazoa, Chordata, Lepidosauria, Squamata, Natricidae. The record is from RefSeq and is a predicted model, not a curated record.